Messenger RNA from Closterium sp. Naga37s-1, 2823 nucleotides. Lineage: Eukaryota; Viridiplantae; Streptophyta; Zygnematophyceae; Desmidiales; Closteriaceae. The record is from the annotation of a GenBank genome assembly.
AUGUCGCACGGUCUGUGCGCCUGCCUCCUCCCUCUGCCCGUACGCCCGCACUCUCAAGCCAUUCCCCCAGCGCCGAAUCUCUGGGAUUUGCGCCCGCUGACCCCGCCAACUGCGUUGCGCAGGCGGGAUCUGGGGGUUCUCUGCGGAGAUUCCGCUGGUCUGCCGUUUUCGGGGGAAGAUUCCGGCGGAGCGGGGCUUUUGGCAGCCCGCGGGGCGUUCUUGCGCGGAGGCGGUGCGUGGAGAGGGCCCGCCCCCGCGCGGUCGCUGGGCGCGCGGGGGAGCGGGGGGAUGCACGGGGGGAUGCGCAGGAGGAAACGACGAGUGUGGAACCGGCGCGGGGAGGAGGAGGAGGCGGAGAGCGGGAGUGGCGGAGGGGAAGGCGCUAGGGAUGCAGAUGAGUUGGGCGGGGUGUACUUGCGGAGAGGCGCGCGAGGGGGGAAGGAAGGGGGAGUGAGAGAGACAGGGAGUGGAGGAAGAGAAAGAGAUAGAGGAGCGGAAGGGGAGAGGGCCGGAGUGGGAGAUGAGGGAGGAGGGAGGGAUGGAAAAGAGAGCGAGAAGGAGAGGAGGGAUAGGAAAGAGGAAGGCACAAGUAAAAUGAGGAAUGGGGUUGUGGAGCUGAGGGGGGCUUGGAACGCGAAAGGGGAGAGACGGAAUGGAAUGGUGGGAGGGGGGAAGCAAAGGGAGAGAGUGGGAGAAAAAGAGGAGGAGGGAUUGAGAGUAGGAAAUGGGGAGGAAAGAUUUGCUCGAGGGGUGAGAGGGGUGAGAGGGGUAAAAAGGACAUCGGGAACAAGGGAGGAAGCAGAGGGAGUGAGAGGGGUGGCUGGGAGGAAUGUGGAGGGUGGGGCAGGGGAGGCUGUGAGUGCAGUGGCAGGCACCGUUGUUGAUGCUGUGAGGGGCGUUACUGGUUCAGUCAAGGAUGUAACAGAAAAGGUGAAGGAAGUGACGGAUUCGGUGACAGAAUCCGUCAGGGAUACAGUGUCGGACACAACUGAGACAGUGAAGGAUGUGAAAAGCACAGUGAUGGACGUAAUGGAUAGCGUGGAGGAGACUAUAAAGGGUAUGGUGCGGGACGUGAAAGAAACAGUGAUAGAGACAGUAGAGGACACUGUUAAGGAGGUAGCAAACAGAGCGACAAAGGGAAAGGAGGAGGAAGGGGAAGUGGAGGAGGAGGAGGAUAUGAGCCCCAUGCGGAUCCUUCUAGGAGCGAGUGAGGAGAGAGGGAGAAAGGCACAAUCCCAACUAGGAAUAAUCCAGCACCGUCCCUCCAUAGUCUCUCUCCUCUACAACCUCUACUCCCACAUGCUCAAACAGCCGCCUCUUGUCUUCUCUCUUGCUGUCUGCUCCGCCCCGCUCAUCCUCUCCCUCCUCUUCACCCUCCUCUACCUCCCGGACCUAGACGGUUUGGUGGUGGAGGACACGCUCCUAGCCUACCUCCAAACCUCUGUCGCAGCUUCGGCAGCCAGCGCGCUGGAGGACGAGUCUUUCUUUGCAGGUCCGGCCAUGGCUAUGGCUCGGGGUAUGGGAUCCGCUGUGGAGUCAGCGGGAGCAGCAGCAGCGGCAGCAGCAGAAGCAGGUUCGUCUGCACUUACAACACUCGGAGCAGCAGCAGCAGAAGCAGCAGGGUCGUCCGGAGCAGCAGCAACAGCAGAGGGAGCAAGAGCAGCAGGAGCAGCAGCAGGAGGAGGGGGAGGAGGAGGAGCAGUUGUUACAGGGCUGGCAAGCACAGGAGCAUUCAGAGCUCCAGCCACAGCAGCAGCAGCAGCCGCAGCAGCAAAGGAAGCAGCAUCGGGCGGCCUAUUCAACGUCGUUGACGGCUCUCAAACCCUUGGCGACGCCGUCCGUGCUCUCGAGCAAUCCAACAUCUUCCGCCUGGGACCUGCAGGGAUCAUCUCAGGGGGGUGCGCGUGGGGGAUUUUCCAAGUGCUCAUGUUCUCCCUCUCGCUCUCCACAGGGCUAGAACCGGCGCUAGCACCGGCGUCGCCAUAUGCGCUGGUGGUUGCGAAUGUGAAUGCUCUAGUGGCGCAGCUGCUGUUUGUGUUUCUUAGUGGAGCGGUUUUCGCGAGGCUCACCCAGCCAGUGGAUCCGAUUUUGUGCUCGAAAAUCGCCUGCAUCACCCCUCCGUUACAGCAGCCACAGCAGGGUGUAAACGUGCUUGGAGGUGCAGCUGGGGGAUCGGGGGGGUCCCCGCCAGUUCGCUACCCUCCUGCUGCCCGUUCACUCUCCCGCAGCAUCAGCAGCGCCAACUUCGGAGGCAGCGCAGCCUUCGCCGCCUCAAGUAGUUUCCCAGCCGCUGCUGGUACUGCAGUGGCAGGAGGAGGAGGAGCAGAAGGAGGCGGGUUUGGCACGGGUGGUGGUGGGAUGGAGGGCGGGAGGGGGUGUGAGCGCAUGCUGCUGGUGCGGUAUGUGCUGGCGGGGGCACAGCCGUGUGAGCUGGUGGAUGUGAAGGUGGAGCUCACUCUCAAGCACAACACCCUCUCCUGUACUGGAAGGUUCUUCCGGCAAGUCGACCACCUAAAGCUGGUGCGGUCAGAGGACUCAUACCAGCGGUACGGCAUGACAGUUCGGCACCUGAUUGACGAGUCCAGUCCGUUGUAUGGCCGGUCUCGGGAUGACCUCUGCCUCGUCAACGCACAGCUCAGCCUCGCUGUCAUUGGCAUGGAGCGCGCGUCCAUGCAGCCAGUGUUCCACGUGGAGGACUACUUUGUAGCAGACGAAGACGUCAUAUGGAAUGCAGAUUUUGAGGAUAUGGUGUACCGCGAUGACAAGAAUAGACUUCUAGUAGACCACAGGAAGAUCAGCAACUGGGUAGGGAUUGAACUGUGA